Molecule: messenger RNA, 1423 nt
Organism: Quercus lobata
Lineage: Eukaryota; Viridiplantae; Streptophyta; Magnoliopsida; Fagales; Fagaceae
Product: probable aspartic proteinase GIP2
Exons: 1
Coding region: 7-1311 (434 amino acids)
Biological process (GO): proteolysis
Molecular function (GO): aspartic-type endopeptidase activity
Source: RefSeq, a predicted model, not a curated record
UUUUCAAUGGCUUCUACUCUCCAUCUCUUCCUCUUUUCCAUUGUUGUUGUCUUCUUCUCUACCUCAAAUGGAGCAAAUUAUAAACCACAUGCCUUUCAUCUUCCCAUCAGAAAAGACGAUGUCACACUCCAAUAUUAUACUUCAUUUGAAGUUGGACCCACUCAAUUUAUUGUGAAUGCAGUCAUUGACCUUGGGGCACCAUUUCUAUGGUUCAACUGUGGUGAUGGUUACAACUCCUCAUCUUACAACCCGGUUCCUUGUGGCUCAUCCAAAUGUAAAGCAGCUAAGGGCAUAGGAUGCCUUGGCUGCAAUGGGACACCUAGGCCAGGGUGCACCAACAACACUUGCUCUUUGUACUCAUAUAACCCAUUCAACAAUUCACUUCGAAGUGGGGGAUUAGGCGAGGAUAACAUUUAUGUUUAUGAAACUGAUGGGAGAAGUGUCUUAUUACAAAUAAAUGUGCCUAGAUUUCCUUUUGUUUGUGCAGAUUCAGGCAGCUUAGAUGGCCUUGCUAAAGGUGCUAAAGGUAUUCUAGGCCUCGGAAGGACUCAAAUUGCAUUACCAAUGCAGCUUGCAAAUGCAUUUGCACUUAAGCGUAAGUUUGCCCUUUGUGUACCUUCUUCAUCCCAGUCAGGAUUAGGGGACAUUUUUAUUGGUGGUGGACCUUAUUAUUUGCUUCCUUAUACCAAAAAUGCGUCAGAGUUGCUCAUCACCACCCCACUAAUCAUCAACUCCGUAAGCACCGCACCUAUUUAUUCAGAAGGUGACCCAUCUGAUGAAUAUUUCAUUGGUGUAAAGUCCAUCAAAAUAGAUGGACAAAUUGUCAAACUUGAGACCUCCUUGCUAUCCAUUGACAAAAAAGGAGUUGGUGGGACUAAAAUUAGUACCAUAAAUCCUUACACUAUUUUGCAUACUUCUAUCUAUAAGGCUGUCCUAAAAGAUUUUGUCAAGAAGGCUGCAUCAAGGAAGAUUACUAGAGUGGCAUCCGUGGCACCAUUUGGAGCAUGUUUCAGCUCAAAGACCAUUGCUAGCACCAUGACUGGACCAGCUGUGCCAAAUAUUGAUUUGGUCCUGCAAAGCAAGAGUGUGUAUUGGAGGAUUUAUGGUGCCAAUUCGAUGGUGAAAGUCAAGGAAAAUGUGCUAUGCUUAGGAGUUGUGGAUGGUGGAUCGAAGCCAAGAACUUCCAUUGUUAUUGGCGGACAUCAGUUGGAGGAUAAUAUGUUAGAGUUUGAUCUGGCUUCUUUAAAGCUAGGCUUUAGCUCUUCGCUUUUGCUUCACAAUACAAAUUGUUCUCACUACAGAAUUUUUUGAAGUGGUAGGUUUGGUUCAGAUGUGUAUUGUACUUGAUUUUAGCUUUGCUUCAUGAGCAAUUUUUUGUACCACUUUUCAUAUCCAAAAAUAAAUGUUUUUCUUCCUCUUUUUA